Pogonomyrmex barbatus (red harvester ant) is the source of this 1884-nucleotide messenger RNA. RefSeq names its product proteasome regulator gamma (gene REG). The record is from RefSeq and is a predicted model, not a curated record. Gene Ontology annotation, biological process: regulation of G1/S transition of mitotic cell cycle; regulation of proteasomal protein catabolic process; positive regulation of endopeptidase activity. Gene Ontology annotation, molecular function: endopeptidase activator activity. Gene Ontology annotation, cellular component: proteasome activator complex; cytoplasm; nucleoplasm. NCBI's taxonomy places the organism in Eukaryota, Metazoa, Arthropoda, Insecta, Hymenoptera, Formicidae.
AACAUUUAUUAUCACCAUUGUGUCAGAGACUCGUCGGUGAUCGCUGAAUCAUUCUCCCACAAUCGAUAAAGAGAGAUGUUUUCGCGCGAUUUAUGCGUUUGAAAAAAAUCGAUCGCUCAUGCGCAUAUAUCGAUAUGCCCGUUUCAUUUAUCCUCAACCUCCUUAUCUGUUUCGACUCAUUUCUGAAACGAAAAAUAUAUUCUCGAUCUGAUUUUAUAUGCACGAAAAUAGGGCAGGAAGUGACAGCUAAAGAUGAUAAGAAAUGUAAUUGGAAUUCUCGCUUGACAACGCGGUAGCGGGAGAACACGACUGUAGCGCGACUUCCUGUUUGAAGUUGCACGUUUCAACAAAGGGACACAGUGCUUGGGUUUAAAAAGCUUUUUUUUCUUACGAAAAGUAAAUAAUGGAGGAUGCCACGGUAGAAAAGGUUCAAGAAUAUAAGGAUUCUCUUAAAACUAAGGCGGAAGAGUUGCUCGUAAAAGGUUUCCCAGAGAAAAUAGUUAAAUUAAAUGAAUUGCUGGAAACGCCUGGAUUUUGCAAUCGAAAGCUGUCAGAUGUACAUCAAGACUUGAAUGUUCCCAUUCCAGAUCCUAUAAUUCUUAAUCAUUCCGAAGAUACUCCUGACAAAAAGCUUAAAUUAGACAAUAAUGGAGAAGAAACUAGUGGAACCAAAGUCAUGGUACUUCCAAGUGGCCCUGUACCUUGUAACAAAAAACUGUGUGAUUUAAUUCACAUAGUUAAACCCUAUAUUAGACAACUUUUGGAGGAUUCUAACUUACUAAAAAUGUGGAUUUCUUUUUUGAUUCCAAAAAUUGAAGACGGGAAUAAUUUUGGCGUAUCUAUUCAAGAAGAUACAUUAUCAGAAAUUCAGUCCGUUGAAAGCGAAGCCGCUGCAUUCUUCGAUCAAAUCUCUAGAUAUUUCAUCUCCAGAGGAAAAAUUGUUAGUAAAGUCGCGAAAUACCCACACAUCAUCGAUUAUAGAAGAGCAAUUCAAGAAUUGGACGAGAAAGAGUACGUAAGCUUAUGGCUCGUCAUGUGUGAAGUCCGUAAUCGUUAUUGUUCGCUGCACGAUCUUGUAAUCAAGAAUUUGGAAAAGAUCAAACGGCCACGUUCCUCCAACGCGCAAUCUUUGUACUAGUAGGCAUAGUUUUACGCGCUGUACCUACGUGCAGAAUAACUCAACAUAAACAUAAAUCGGAAAUAUAAUAAUAUAAAGAAAAGAAAUUCAUCUCCACCCUCCACUCUCCAUCCUCUGAUACAUUUCAAUUACCUUGACAUUAAUCUAUCAUUCAAUCUCGAUUAUGGCACUAUGAAUAAAACCAAUAGCUACACGUACACUUUACGAAAUCAUAUUAUGUAGAUUAUACUUAACUUAUUCGUACGUUUAAGUUCAUAUAACAGACUUUUUUUGUCACUGAUGUAUAUGAGAAGCAUCUCUCAGAGUUAGAUUUUAAGUACGAAGUUAAAAAAAAUCUCCGAUUUGUAAGAUAAGCUUUACAUCUCUUUCGAAAUUGUAUUUUAUUCUUUAAAUUUCAUCGACAUGUGAUAUUUCGAUAUCUGAGCAUAAUAUAUAUUACACAUGCAUAAAUUCGUUACAUAAUUAUGCGGUGUAGCUUGCAUGUAAUUUUGCCAAUAAUAUAAUUGAGGCACUUAUAAACAGGUGGUCAAAUUGGACUUAGUAUAGUCAAAUAAAUAUUGCAUUGUUUGUAAUUUCUAUGUAAGAAGAUUGAAAGAUAAGUCUAAUGUGGACAUAAUAUAGCUUGAUUUAUUAAAUAAUGUGGAUUAUUUAAUAAAUAUAAAAUAUAUAAAUAGUAUUCCUUUUUUGUAAGUGUUUAUGCUUUGUCGUGAUAAACCGUGAAAGAAUAAAUACGCGCGAUCACAUGG